GGGUGAAUUUGGUUGCAAGGACUGGCGGUGGGGGGAGCACAGCCUUGCUGGAAGAGAAUGCUGGAAGCUGGCCUUAGAGGAAACAGCCCGGAUGGCAACCAGAUAUGCUUGACCUUCAUUUCAUGCUGGGAGGGGGGAGUUAGGACUUCACACUAUAAAAAGAUGACAAAGGCAGAGAUGCUCUGAAGCAGUCCAGCCCAGACACCACUAUGAAGUUAAUACAGGAAAAGCCCUUGCUGGUGGCGUUCUUACUUGUGAUGGCCACCCACUGCAUUGGCCAGAGGAACAAUCCUGUUAGAAGCCCAUCCUGCCGCCCUAUCAAUGCUACCAUUGCUGCUGAGAAGGACGACUGCCCUGUCUGCAUGAGUAUCCCCACCACUAUCUGCGGCGGCUACUGCGAGACGAGGGAGAUAUUGUUCGAUGUGGUCUCACCCUUUGUCCAAAGAGUCUGCACCUACAAGGAUGUGCGCUAUGAGACCGUGCGCCUGCGAGGAUGCUCAACGAGAGUCGACCCAUCCUUUACCUACCCUGUGGCCCUUAGUUGCCAUUGUGACCUCUGCAAGGUGGACUCCAGCGACUGCACCGUUCGGAGCAUUGGGCCCGAUUUCUGCAUCAACCAACGUGCCUUUUCCCAGUGAAAGGGGCGCA
Eublepharis macularius is the source of this 648-nucleotide messenger RNA. Its product is annotated as lutropin subunit beta-like. NCBI's taxonomy places the organism in Eukaryota, Metazoa, Chordata, Lepidosauria, Squamata, Eublepharidae. Gene Ontology annotation, molecular function: hormone activity. The record is from RefSeq and is a predicted model, not a curated record. The transcript is spliced from 3 exons. Gene Ontology annotation, biological process: G protein-coupled receptor signaling pathway. Gene Ontology annotation, cellular component: extracellular region; cytoplasm. The coding region runs from base 210 to 638 and encodes 142 amino acids.